AUGUCGGCUCCUCAGGGAUACACCAGGCUCGGCUCGGAAAAACCCCGGACCGCAGAGCUAUCGAGUGAAGAUGUGUUCACUCACAAAACCAAGCUGGAUAAAGCCCGCGAGACACUGUCCUACGUGUGCUUUCUGAUGGUUCAUCGAAACCAUGUUUUUGAGCCACUCGAGUAUUUGCUGAUAUGGUGCGAGGAUCUGCAGUUCCUCAUGUUCUUCUUUGCGCCCAACGCGGCUUUCAGCAUUCCAUCAUCGAUAUCAUCGUUUGCCGAAGUCCAGUAUCAGAACAUGGAUCCGUACCGCUACAUCUUCUUUUUCCUGAUAUCGUCUCUGUGUGUCCUCGCACUGGGUUUAUCGAUGAUCUAUGUUGGCGUUGGAAUUGCAUCGGGACAUCAUCGGAUGAUCUGGCCUCUGAGAUUGGCUCGACUUCUCGCUACGUUCCUGCCUUCGGUGCUCUUUUUCCCGAUACUCGGACUCCUGACCAGCGCCAUGAACAGAAUCAGCACACCAUGGCCCAUGGUCGGGGUGGUGGUCGUCAUGCUGGGAAUCUCCCUGCGAGAGUUCCUGAUGGUUUUGAUAGCAAUAAUUACCAUUGCUUGCUACAUUCCUGUUUCGCUCUGCCUCACUCUCGUAUUCCACGAUAUCAACCCAAUCAUCAAGGGCCCAACAUCCAAGGCUCACGGGAGAGUCGACUUCUUCUACUGCAUCAUCAAAGUCAUCACAACGACAAUCUGGCGAUGUACUAGCAUCACCAGUCCCAGCGGCCCCUUGAUCCGCUCGCUAACCCUGCUGGUGGCAUCGAUUCUCCUGCUUUCGUCGACGCUCUUGGAAAUCAACCACAUGCGGGUCGGCACCUACGUCACUGCCUUGUUUAUUGGCAUGAUCAACGUGCUUGCGGCCAUAAGCUUCCAGACGACUGGGAUUGUUCUCGGAAAUACAUCGUUCAUCAUUAUGGCGUCGGCUCUGAUCCCGCUCUAUGCCGCGGGUUUCAUGCUGAGUCACUUCGUCUUCGGCUACAUCCAAAAAUCAACCAUCGCCGCUCUCGGAAACCAAGCAGCCAUCAAGUCGGACCCAAACUUUCUUGUGUUCCAGCACUGGACACAUGUCGAAAUCACGGCACGAUACUAUCUCGCCGAUACCGACGCGCGAAGAUCCAAAGUCAGUCCGCUCCAGCUGGACCGCAUCAUUGCUGUCUUCAAGCGUGGGACCAAGGAGUUCCCAAGCCACCCGAUGAUCCUGGCAAGCUAUGCCAACUAUCUUUACAACACACAGUCGAUCAAACUUGACGGAGAGCGGCUUUUGUCCAAGAUCUACGCCCUCCAGCCCGCACCAGAUAUCAAGUUCCACGUUUAUUAUCUGAGUCAGAUCAUUUCGCAGGAGCACCAGGAGGAUGUGCCCGCUAGCCUUCUCCGACAAGAUGCCUCUGCCUUUGCCGAAUAUCAGAAGGAGCUUGAAAUAUGCAAGAGUAACUAUAUGAUAUCGGUUCAGAAGCAAACUGUGCUGUGGCAACUGCUCUGCGAUAAGAAUCACAGCUCUGGGGAUCUGGAGACUGUUGCCAUGGAGCUGUACAACUCGUCUCUGAAGGCUGACGGGGCAUUCAAGAAGCUCCUGGGCAGAUAUCCAAAAGCAAAGUCCAUUCUGAAGAACUAUGCAAUGUUUUGCACAGAUAUUAUGCAAGAGUCCUCAAAGGCGCGCAUACUGGAGCGGCGCUUAGCAAUCCUCGAAGGGGAGGAUGAUGAGAAUCGCCUGGGAGAAUCGCCAAUCACAGAUUCUGUCGAGAAAAACUCGAGUGGAGAAGAGGACUCUGGUGACAGCAGGUCCAAUAUCGAAUCAUCCUCGAUUGACCAGAAUUCGAAGCAGAACGGCGGGAGCUUUUCGAGCAUAGGAAGAAAAGUCGCCCACGACGGCAAGAAGAUGCAGGCCGCAAACAAGCUCCGCAAGUCGCUGCUCAAGCACAACGAAAUGCGGAUCACCACAUUGCGAUACGCCUCCGCCGCCGUGGGCUUCAUAUCGGCGGUCAUUUUCUGUGCUAGCUUCGUGGUGUCGAUCAUACAGCUGCAAGUGUUCAACUGGUCGCUGACGCUGCUCAAUUGGCUGAAGCUGAGGGAGUACUACACCGCACUCCAGCCUCUCCGGCUGAUUCAAAUGAGAGUGGCAUACCAAAAUAACGAUUCGGUCACAUUCAACAACAUACAAACCCAGUUUCGACAAGAGCUCUACAACUUUUCGAGCGUGUCCGAGGACCUGUACUUCAAUCGAUAUUUGGCUGGUCAAUCAUUGGACCCUGGACAGAUCAUAACCGUCUUCCUGCUCACGUUGCCAUCGAUCCAGUCGCUGACCCCGAUACAAGGAACCAUCUACUCUGUCACUCAGGGCCUGAUCAGCAGUGCGUGGUCGAUGCUCGAUCUCGGAAUCACAGACUUUGCCAAUGUUACUUCCGACCCGAACUAUCGCUUUAUCAUGGACAAUGCGUGGACCAUUCAAGAAACUGCUUAUCAACCGUCGAGCCAAGUCCUUUUCACCACGGCACUGAGCGAAUCUGUGUUCUUGGCCAAGAUCUUUGUGUAUCUGCUGACGGUAGUCCAGAUCGUGAUGGUCAUGGUCUUGAUUGUCCUGUUCGACCGCAAAGUCGGCGAGUUCCGACGUGCGCAGAAGAGCUCGCUCCGAGUCUUUCGGCAAAUACCGCAGCAUGUGUCGCUAAACACUCUCCAGAAAGUUCGCCAGUCAGGCAGCUACCAGAUGUAUCCCUGCAAUGAAGAAGACUCCUCCGGCUAUCUCCUCGGACACAACAGUCUGCGCUCUCAGAAAGGAAAGGCCGCCAAGCAUCAAGACAGGUGGUUCUAUAUGGCAUACAUGCUUACCACUGUGGGCCUCUCCGUUGCAUUUGCAUAUCUCAACAUCAGUAGCUUCGACUCGGUGCUGACCAAUGCCACGGACAUUUCGCAAGUUUGCAACUUCAUUAUGGACAUGAUCAACUCGGUGGCGCUGCUGAGUUCAAUGUCGGAUGUUCCCUUCGCCACGCAGAGCUGGGGUACCGUGGCCAAUGCGUUCUCUGUAUACUCAAGCCAGACCGCAACCAUGACCCAAGCAUACCGAAACAUCAAGUUUGGAGACGCCAUCAUUCCUCUCAAGUUUUUCCAAUAUCCGCCAUUUGUCGUGCAGAUGCUGACCGGAAGCGCCGGGAUUACUUGUUUGCCGUACGACUCGUCGCUGUGUCAGCUCGGCGCCCGAAACUUCAACAACUCGAUUGGCUACAGCUACGAGUCCGUGACCAGUGGACUCUUCCGACUCAGCAACCAAAUGCUGAAUUGCCAAAUCACUCAGGGGAUGGUUGUCGCGGCCGGCCGGCCCAUCAGCGCAAUCAACCUGGCAUUUGUCAAGGCGACGCUCGAGCCCGACUUUGUCCAGGGAUGGCUCCGAAUCGCACGCAACCUCAACGACUCGACUCAGUCGAUCAUGGCAACGUUUGAAAAUAGCAUCAUCAUCAUCUCGCUGCUCUCUAUUGCUGUGAUUGUCGUGGGACAAGUACUGGUUCUCCAGAGUGUCAUCAGGAGUAUCAAACUUACAGACCUGAGCAUGAUCGAGAUGAUUAUCAGGCUUCCGCUCGAGGCCAAGGAACGGCCCGAGUUUGCAGACAUGGCCAAGACAGUGGAGACUCCGACGUCGUUCUUUGGACGAAUCUUCUUUCUCUUUGUCCAAAAGAAGUCAAAGCCCGAUUCCAAGCGCCGCGACGCAGGGCCAACCUCCUCAAAGGGAUUCGAGCAUCGCCGCCGGUCCGUCGUCCAGCCCAUCAUCGAGUUUGGGUCCGGCCAGCUCAACACCAGUCCCUCGUACGGUUCACACAUGUCCACGCGAAUCCAUCGCCGCAGCGACGUCUCGGAUGUGUACUUGCGGUCGGAGAGCCGAGUCGAGUCCUCGGCCAAUGUCAGUUUCCCGCAGAGCCGCACGAUGGGGGACGACUCGAUGCCUGCGCUCCCAACCGAAAAGUCCAGCUUGGUCCGGAGCGUCCCCGAACUGGUGGUCCAUGCGCUCAGCGGCUCGUCCGAGGUGCAGCUGCCCGAGUCCAGGACCCUGGGACCCUCAGCCCACGACCAGUCGGCGCUAUCUUUUGCGGCCUCGGGAUCGUACAUCGAAGCCAGCACCGAGAUCAUCGCGACAUCAUCGAGUACAAGAACGCCGUCGGUCGACGUCACGUCCCAGGGUUUGAUGCCACCGCCAGCGUCCCAGGAAUACCGAGAAUGAGGCGGCGAUCGAUCGCUGGCGGUGGACACAUGGUGUGCCAACCACAG
This is a messenger RNA of Polychytrium aggregatum, 4286 nucleotides long. RefSeq lists its product as uncharacterized. The record is from RefSeq and is a predicted model, not a curated record. NCBI's taxonomy places the organism in Eukaryota, Fungi, Chytridiomycota, Chytridiomycetes, Polychytriales. The transcript has 24 exons. Bases 1 to 4239 code for a protein of 1412 amino acids.